Aedes albopictus (Asian tiger mosquito) is the source of this 4497-nucleotide messenger RNA. RefSeq lists its product as uncharacterized. The coding region runs from base 85 to 4497 and encodes 1470 amino acids. NCBI's taxonomy places the organism in Eukaryota, Metazoa, Arthropoda, Insecta, Diptera, Culicidae. The transcript has a single exon. The record is from RefSeq and is a predicted model, not a curated record. Gene Ontology annotation, molecular function: protein binding.
AGCCGAAAAUAUAAACAAACCCGUUUGUGUUAUAAUGAAAAUACUCAUAUCACUGCAUAUUUUAAAACUUUUUUCAGACUCAAAAUGGUUAACUCGAAGCUGGACGUUAUCGAUCCGGAAACCACAGGACUUGUAACGUACGAAAGCAGCAUCAAAUCUGGAACUCACGGCGAAGUGUAUCAAAAGCAGCUAGCCCUAGUUCUUCUGCUUAGAUUGACACGAGAAGGGAAGAGUUUUCACUUGGCUUAUGAACUGACAUCCGCGGAGAAGUUUGACGACGUGGUACUGUACGAUAAAACAGCCAAGCAAUGGAUUUUCUUGCAAUCUAAACAUGCUGACGGAAAAGAAUCGAAGAUAGAUCUCAAUGGAUUGCUCCCAAACGUAAAUCGAGAGAAAGGAGAUUUCAGUUUGUACAAAUAUUUCUGUUCCUACAUGAUAGUUCGAAAAAGGUUCAAAGGUAAAACCAACUUCCUGCUGUUCACCAACAAAAAACUUGAUGAAAAGCUAAAGACCGCAGGAGAUUGCAUGGCGAUCGAAGAUCGAGAUGUAGACGAAUAUCUUCGCUUUACUUGUGAAGGAGCCACCUACAAAUCAUUUAUACCAACUGAAGCUACAAUUCAAUCAAUCAUGAUUUACGCCAACAAAGAUUUCCAUUCCCUCAAAGACGCUAUCAAGGAACUUUUCACUAAAGGAAUUAUUACUAAUGAACUGCUUAAAUACAAAGCUUAUUUGAAUGACAUUUUAAGGAUCAAGCAUUCGUCAUCAUUUUUCGGAAAAUUAAAAGCAGUUUUCUCGCUGCAAAUUAAAACAAGGAUCAUGAAAAUAUAUUCACUGCAUUAUAUUCCUCAUGUGGAGUACAGUGAAUAUAUUUUCAUAGCAAAAACUUUUGUUUUGAACGAAAAAACUGCUUUCAAAUGUUUGAUGAUGACGAUGAUUUCAAUGACGAAAAGUUCAACGUUAAUGGAGUCAGGAAAUUUUAAAAUAAGGUUCAGAGAGAGCUUUAACGAGUCACUAAUUUUCAUUGCCAAAUUAUACAAAGUGCUUGAAAGAGAGCUACACGAUUUAAAGCCUAUUAAUAAACCAGCAGAACUCGACGUUAAAGAAGAACAAUAUGACUCUUCUUGUUGCCCGUCAGUGAAUGGUGCAGAAUUAAACCGCCUGGCAGACGCCAUCAUAAAUCUUUUUCGUAGUGGAACUGUAUCUGAUGAUAUAAAAAAGUACGAGCAUUUUCUAGCUUCGAUUCUAACAGGAACAGCAAAUGACCAGCUUACAUUCAAAGAUACAUUCUCUUGUGAUGUAGUCGGUAGAGCUGAACUGUAUAGUAUGUUGAAGACUGAAUUGGGUGACAUGAAUACGGAGGUUAGCACGAAGCAGAAACUGUUCGAAGGAAGGGAUUCACGGAACAAGCAUACUUCAGUAUUAAUCUAUGCAGAGGCAUCUGAUGUGAGGCAAUUCUUUGAGCUACUCACAUUAUCAGCACAUCAACCAGACGAAUUGGAACCCUUCAUCGUCCAAGAAUUGCGCUCAUGGAUGAAAAUGUGGCUACGUCCUGACGUUUUAGGAAAGCUAAGCGAAUAUGAUGAAAAGAAUGCGGUAAAAGAUUUGGAUGAUUAUUUUGAAACAACGUUGAAAUGCGAGCAAAACAAUUCCAAACCAUACUUAGAUCAACAUUUUGUCACGCAGUAUUGUAACAAGUUGCGGUCUAAAAUUGUAGAACUGUAUCCGAUAUUGAAUGAUACCAAUCAGUUGUAUAUUAACAGAGUAAUUAUUUUUGAAAAGGAGGAUGUACAUGCGCCUGAAUCCUUGCAAGCUUCUCAAUUUGAAGGAAAUAUUAAAUCUGAACAAGAUCCUAGUUCAGGAAGAUUGGCUUCCCCUAAGUAUGGUACUACAGAAAAAAAGUUCGAAAUGAAUAACCAAGUAUCCCUUGUAGAUAUAACUUAUGAGGAAAUGAGUGAUAGUCAGUUUGCAGAAAAUCUAAAGACAAGGUUUGCCCAUCAUCAGUGUUUAGUUUUGACGGCGGAUCCCGGGAUAGGUAAAACUGAACUUCUUCAAUAUGUUGCUCUUCAACACCAGAAACUCAAAUCAGGAACAGUUUUCUUAAUUUACUUGAGCAGAAUUCAAUGCUCUGAGGACGUUAUAGGCAAUGAAUCAUCAUUGGAUAUUCUCAAAUCGGUGUUAUCUCGAAAAAAUGUUAAAAUCAUACAGAACGUUUUGACGAAUGUGUCUGAUGAUCAUAUUACAAUACUGUUUGAUGGGUAUGACGAAAUACAUGAAAAAUACAUGAAUAAUAGACACAUAAUGAACAAUCUAUUUGAAUUAUUAUUGCAAUCUAAGCAUAUUCAACUUCUUAUAAGUGUAAGAAAUCACAAGAAAAGUUCAUUGCAGAGGUUUUUUAAGAAACACAAAUAUAAUGUCGGAUACUUUUCACUAGCGCCAUUUAAUAGGGAAAAUAUAGUUGAAUAUCUUGCCCAAUCUUGGAAAGAAAACGUUAAAUGUGAUAAAAAUUUCAAAUUUAGUUCGUAUACCACAUUUUUGAUUGAGAAAUUUUAUAGUGUAUGCAGAAUCCCAUUAAUGGUUAAAAUGUUGGCGGAGAUAUACAAACAGCCUUUUGAACAAUUCAAAGCAUCCAAUAUGAUCGACAAAGAAACAGAAAUAAGCUACCUGGAAAAGGAAGCUUCAGAAGUUGAGCACAUUUACGAAAUGUAUAUAGAAAAAUGUUUACUAGUAAAAAUAGAGGAUGCAUGCAAUGGCAUUGGGCAAAUCGAUUCGAAAAAGAAAAUAAUUGAUGGAUUUUAUCUUGACCACCAACUACUGGCCAUAGAAUUCCUUGAUGUCAAUGAGCUGAAAUCUAUCUUCAAAAACCCAAAAUACAUGAAAAAACGAGAUUGUAUUCUAUCAUGCCAUCAAAGCCAGUUUGAAAAAUGUAUUCUUGUAAAAUUUGUUGACGAAAAAGUUUGUUUUUCUCACUAUUCUUACGCUGAGUAUUUUGUAGCAACCUUUCUGUGGGACAAUUUUGUUAACUUAAAAAACAUUAUUAAAGAUGUUUUGUCUUCUUUUACGGGAAUAAGAAAGUUUUUUAUAAAUAUAAUUGAAAAAAAUUUCAAAAUGUUUGUAACAGAAAUCGCCCAAGUAACGUCUUUUGCUUUUGAAGAUGUUAUUUUCUGGGCUUGUGAAAGUAAUGCUGUAGAAUUGUUGAAAUAUGUGCUUUCAAAAACAAUUCUGGUUCUUCCGGAUAAGGCCAAAAUGCUUCACAUUGCCAUAGAAAACGGCAGUGACAAAAUAUGCUCCUAUUUAAUCGAUGAUUGGAAAGUGCAUCCCGAUGUAAAAUAUAAUGAUGGGCUAGCUCCUUUACACGCGGCCAUAACAUAUGGACAUAGGCAUUUAGUUCAGCUACUGUUAGAAAAGGGAGCUGACAUAAAUAUUCGGAACACUAAAGUAAAUUCCAAAACUCCACUCUAUUAUGCAUGCCAGUAUGGUCACAAAGAGAUUGUGGAAGUAUUGGUAGGAAGAGGUGCCAACAUUGAAGCACAGACUCACAAUAAAAGGACAGCUCUUCAUGUCAGUGCUUCCAAAGGUCACUGCGAUAUCGUGGAAAUACUGCUCGAUAGAGUUUCCUACGUGGACGUUGAUGAAACAGAUAAAUGGACACCGCUUCAUUUGGCGUGUGCAAACGGUUACAAUAAGGUUGCGAAGGUAUUGAUCGGAAGAGGUGUCAACAUUGAAGCAUUGGCUCAUAAUAAUUGGACAGCUCUUCAUGUGAGUGCUUCCAAAGGUCAUUGCGUUAUUGUAAAUUUACUACUUGAUAAAGGUGCACACAUAAACGCUGUUGAAAUAGAUAAAUGGACACCGCUUCAUUGGGCAUGUCAAAAUGGUCAUAAAGAGGUUGUAGAGGCUUUGAUCAGAAGAGGUGCCAACAUUGAAGCAUUGACCCACAAUAAAAGGACAGCUCUUCAUGUAAGUGCUUCCAACGGUCACUGCGAUAUUGUAAAUUUACUACUUGAUAAAGGGGCAAACGUAAACGCUGUUGAAAUAUAUAAAUGGGCACCGCUUCAUUGGGCAUGCCAGAAUGGUCAUAAAGAGGUUGUAGAGGCUUUGAUCAGAAGGGGUGCCAACAUUGAAGCAUUCAAUAACUAUGAUUGGACAGCUCUUCAUGUAUGUGCUUUCAAUGGUCACUGCGGUAUUGCAAAUUUUCUAUUAGAUAAAGGUGCAAACGUUAACGCUGUUGACAGAAAUAAAUGGACACCGCUUCAUUGGGUAUGUCAUACUGGCCAUAAAGAGGCUGUAGUGACAUUGAUCAAAAGUGGUGCCAACAUUGAAGCUUUGAGUGACGAUAAGUUGGCAGCUCUUCAUGUAAGUGCUUCCAAAGGUCACUGUGAUAUUGUAGAUGUACUACUAGAUCAAGGUGCAAACAUUAACGUUGUUGGAAAGGAUAAACGGACACCGCUUCAUUGGGCUUGCGCUAAUGGCUACAUUGAGGUCGUGACAAUAUUAAUCUGA